ACCUCUUAACCCUAACCUUCCUCUCAUCCUUCUCGCGAAUCUCACCUGCUCACCUUCCCGAAUCCCCUCCCUUUCUACCGUCGGCACCCCCAGAGUCGGACUACUGGAGUGGACUGCUGCUGCUGAAUCCAUCUGGACAGACUGAACUGCUACCAUCGAACAAGAAGCCAUCUGCCGAAUCCAUCUACCUUGUUGCUGCCGAUCCAAACGGAAGAAGAAAAUAAGCGACUUUAGUUUGCAUUUAGGAAGAAGAAAACUCGUGCUUCAGCAAAGCAGAAUGGAUCCGCAGCUCACUGAGGUCUCUCAUCUUUUCGAGCGAUUCAAAGCAGCCUUCAUCAGGAAGGAUUACGAUUUCUGCACCAAUCUCCUUUCUCAGCUCAAGGUAUUACUGACCAAGUUCAGAAGCCUUCCACCUUUGUUUGAAAACACCCCUAAUGCUGUCAAAGAACUGACACUAGCAAGAGAAAUUUAUGAGCAAGCUGUUGUACUUAGUGUGAAGAUUGAGGAUCAAGAUGCCUUUGAGAGAGAUUUCUUUCAGUUGAAGCCCUAUUAUACAGAUGCUGGCAGCCGUCUCCCACCAUCUCUUCAGGAGUACCCCAUCUUGGGUCUUAACCUUUUGAGACUUCUUGUCCAAAAUAGAAUUGCAGAAUUUCACACGGAAUUGGAACUGCUGUCUCCCUCUGCUCUGGUGAAUCCUUGCAUCAAACAUGCAGUGGAGUUGGAGCAAUCCUUUAUGGAAGGGGCUUACAACCAUGUUUUAAGUGCAAGGCAGACUGCUCCACAUGAAACCUAUGUUUAUUUCAUGGAUCUGCUGGCAAAGACUGUAAGAGAUGAAAUAGCUGGAUGCAGUGAAAAGGCAUAUGAUUAUCUCUCAAUAAAUGAUGCUCAGCAAAUGUUGUUGUUCUCCUCAGAUCGAGAUCUCUUGGAAUACAUUGAGGCGGAGCAUCGUGAGUGGGAGGUAAAGGAUGGAGCUGUCUUCUUCCAGAAGGCAAAAGAAUCUACUCCUUGUAAGGAGAUUCCAUCCCUGCAACUCAUCGACCAGACACUCAGUUAUGCGAGAGAGUUGGAACGAAUUGUGUAACAGUUGGUUGAUUUACUGAGGAUCUCCAUAUUAUUAUCCUUUUCUGAAGUUGGGUCUUGUUGAGAAUUGAAACUUCGUGUUAAAGCUUUAGUGGAAUAUUUACUUUGUCCAUUUACAUUAUCAACCAUGUGUGAUUCUAGGUUUAAACAAUUGUUGGCUGAAUGUUUUAUUUUCUAAUGCAUCUCAACUUUUAAAUUAAUGGAUAUUCUUAAU
This is a messenger RNA of Rubroshorea leprosula, 1294 nucleotides long. Lineage: Eukaryota; Viridiplantae; Streptophyta; Magnoliopsida; Malvales; Dipterocarpaceae. The record is from the annotation of a GenBank genome assembly.